GUUAUAAUUUAAUUAAGUUCAGUUCAGUUGAGUUCAGUUCAGUUGCAAUCAGAUCAUUUCAGUUCAAUUGUUUUACGCUGAAGAAAACAAGUCCUUAGUUAUAAUUUAAUCCAGCUCAGUUCAGUUGCAAUUAGUUCACUCCAAUUAUUUUAUACCAAAAAAAACCCCUAAACCACCUCUAUGAGACUAUGACUAAAAGUUUUAAGAACAUAAUUUGUACUUAUUAAAUAAAAAAAAAAUCAAGAGUACCGUAUCAAAACGCUCAAAUUGAGAAGAAAACCAUGCUUAAACACACCUUCCUAGUUCCUUCGCAUUUUCACCCAUUCACAAUUCUCCACACCCCUAGGCCCUAGGUACAUAUGUCUUAUUAAACCAUUGUAGAAAAAUACCCUCUAAAUCCCCAUUUUUACAUCUCACGCCAACAAACCCACCCACCCACUCACCCACCCUUCAAUUUCAAACCCUAGUCAAAUCUCUCUCCUCUUUCACCCUUCCCCUUCUCUCUCUCCUCUUUCAUCCUUUUGGAUCUCACUUCAUUCAUUUCCUAGUUGAUGUGAAUGUGAUUCUCCAAAGGUCACACUCAACUCUCCCCACCUUUUUUUUUCAUUUUAUAAUUUUAUUUUCUCCAUCGAUCUCUUGUAUGAUCAGCAACAAAAAUGGCGUCCGCUUGUGUAAAUAACAUACCCACAACCAACCACUCAAGCUACGGCUGGUUAACUCCGAGAUUAUCUCUAAGCCGAGAAUACAAAGAUGAUGAUUCUAAACACUCGAAAUCUAAAUCUAAAGAAUCUUCUUCACCCAAAGAUACUGGAGAUUUCGAGUUCCGUCUUGGAGAUAACGUCACUAUGCUCCCAGCUGAUGAGCUCUUCUUAGACGGCAAACUUGUUCCACUCCAUCUUUCAUCAGCUAAGUUAGCUCCAAUGCCAUCAAAUCCGCCUGAAGAAGAUGUCAAAUCUCCCAAAAAACCUUGCACCGAAGACCAAUCUUUAUUCUCCCCAAAAGCUCCCAGGUGUUCUAGCAGAUGGAGGGAGCUUCUCGGUUUGAAGAAGCUUCCUCAAAACACCAACAAAACGGCGUCGUCUUUGUCUAUCAGGCAGUUUCUGAAUAGGAACUCCAAAACGGUAACGUCAUCUACUGACAGUGAUACAUCUCUUAGCUCACCAUUAUUAUUAAAAGAUUGUUCAUCAUUAGAGUAUGAAUCAAUAUGCAUCUCAUCUUCUAGAAUAUCUCUGUCUUCAUCUUCAUCUGGGCAUGAUCACGACGAACUCCCACGCCUGUCAUUAGACGCGGAAAAGCCAAAUACUGUAACUCAGCGCAACAGAUCGGUCUCCUCGGGACCAAAAGUUCGACCUGUGCGGUCAAGAAUAAGGAAAGAAAAGACAGCAGUGAGUCGGGGAGUUUCAGUUGAUAGCCCAAGAAUGAAUCCGUCUGGUAGAGUUGUGUUUCAGAGUUUGGAGAGAAGUUCAAGUAGUCCAAGUAGUUUUAAUGGCGGACCAAGGCAUAACAAACAAAACAGAGGGGUAAUGGAGAGGUCGUAUUCUGCUAAUGUUAGGAUUACUCCUGUUCUUAAUGUCCCUGUUUGCUCUCUUCGUGGAUCAUCUAAGUCUGGUGUUUUCGGGUUUGGACAACUGUUUUCUUCUUCUUCGCAACCUCAAAAGAAAGAAGGUUGCAACAACGGCAUUACUAGAAACCAUCAUCAGCAGCAUCAUAGUAGUAAUAGAAACAAGAAGGAGAAGGAGAAAGAGAAAGAGAGGUCAUAGAUAUGGGUAAAAUUAACAAAAUUUGACAUUUCCAAAUUUAUUUUACCAAAAAAAAAUUUAAUUGCUUAGUUAUUUGAAGUAUUGGGUUUAAUGAAUGGGGGGAAUUAACUGGUGGGAAUUUGUAUUCCUUUUAACCAUAUUCUACUUUUUCCUUCAUAAAAAAAAGAAGCUUGUAAAUAUGCAGGGUUUUAUUGCUUUUACUUUUUGCCCUGUAGCGCCAUUGUACUUUCAUAUCGUUGAUAUUUCUUUUGUGGGGCUUACAUUUUGUUUGAUAUGCUAACUCUAUCGUUAUUGUUAAAAGGCUAGUACUACUA
Beta vulgaris subsp. vulgaris (sugar beet) is the source of this 2074-nucleotide messenger RNA. RefSeq lists its product as hypothetical. NCBI's taxonomy places the organism in Eukaryota, Viridiplantae, Streptophyta, Magnoliopsida, Caryophyllales, Amaranthaceae. The transcript has a single exon. Bases 657 to 1760 code for a protein of 367 amino acids. The record is from RefSeq and is a predicted model, not a curated record.